Molecule: messenger RNA, 2327 nt
Organism: Phalacrocorax carbo (great cormorant)
Lineage: Eukaryota; Metazoa; Chordata; Aves; Suliformes; Phalacrocoracidae
Source: RefSeq, a predicted model, not a curated record
UGCGCAUGCGCGGUGCGGGUGGCGGCGCGGCGAAAUGGCGGCGGAGGGGCCGGAGGCUCCGGCCAGCCCCGGGCGCGGCGGGGCCGAGGGGGCGCUGGGGGACGGCGGGGACGGCGGUACCGGCCCUCCCGCCCCCGCAGCAGAGCUGCCGCCCCCCACCCCCGCCUCCGCCGAGGAAGAGGAGGCGAAGAAGAACCACAGCGACGCUGCCGCGCCCCCCCCCAUCCCACAGAGCUGCAACGGCGCCGCCGCCCCUCCCCCCGAGCCCGAGGAGCCCCCCCCGGCCGCGCCGGAGGAGCCCCCGCCCCCCCGGGAGCCCGAGCCCCCCGCGGAGGAGCCCACCCUCACCUACCCCCUCGACUUCGAGAAGUUCUGGCACGCGGCGCGCAGCAACCCCCACGACUUCACCGCCUGGACCGAGCUCCUGCAGUACGUCGAGCAAGAGAACCACCUCUUUGCCGCCCGCAAAGCCUUCGACGCCUUCUUCGCCCACUACCCCUACUGCUACGGCUACUGGAAGAAAUACGCCGACAUGGAGCGUCGCUUCGACUGCAGACGGGAGGCCGAGGAGGUGUUUGAACGAGGGCUUCAGUCCAUCCCCCUCAGCAUGGACCUGUGGAUCCACUACAUCUCCUACCUCCAAACCACCCUGGACAUGAAUCUUCCCGAAUCCAUCCAAAAAAUCCGCGGCGUUUUCGAGGCGGCGGUGGCGGCGGCCGGCAUGGAUUUCCGCUCGGAUAAAUUGUGGGAGCUCUACGUGGAGUGGGAACGGGAACAGGGAGACCUGCGAGCCGUCACCGGCAUCUACGACCGCGUCCUCUCCAUGCCCACGCAGCUCUACAACCAUCACUGGGAGAAGUUCAAGGAGCACGUCCUCCACAACCCCCCGAAGGACAUCUUGUCCCCGGAGGAGCUCCUGUGGGUCCAGUCCAAGCUGGCCACCGACCCCGUGCCCAAACCCCCGGAGCCGGAAGGGUCGGAAGCGCCGCCAGGAGAGGAUCUGCCCCCCGGCGUGGAGGGGAAAGCGGCGGCGGCGGCGGCUGACGCCCAGGAGGAUUUAGACCAGGAAAAAAUCCGGGAGCUGGUGAUCUCCAUGCGGCAACAAAUCUACGCUCAAAACGAGGCGGAAGUCAGCAAACGCUGGAAUUUCGAGGACGGGAUCAAGCGUCCCUAUUUCCACGUGAAACCGCUGGAAAGGGCUCAGCUGCGGAAUUGGCGGGAUUAUCUGGAUUACGAAAUGGCGGCCGGCUCGCACGAGCGCACCAUCGUCCUCUUCGAACGCUGCGUCAUCGCCUGCGCCCUCUACGAGGAGUUUUGGAUCAAGUACACCAAAUACCUGGAAAACCACACGGUGACGGGGGCCAGGAGCGUUUUUCAGCGAGCCUGCGGUUACCACCUGCCCCGAAAACCCAACAUCCACCUCCUCUGGGCGGCUUUUGAGGAGAAACAAGGCAACCUGGACGAAGCGCGGCGCAUCCUCCGCUGUUUCGAGGAGGUGGUGCCGGGUUUGGCCAUGGUGCGGCUGCGCCGCGUCAGCCUGGAGCGCCGGCAGGGCAACCUGGAGGAGGCGGAGGCGCUGCUGCUGGAGGCCAUGCGCGCCAACGAGGGGCUGCCCCUCGCCUCCUUCUACGCCGUCAAAUUGGCUCGGCAGGCCUGCAAGGUGCAGAAAAACCUCGGCAAAGCUCGCAAGGUGCUGGUGGAAGCCCUGGAAAAAGAUCCGGACAACGCCCGCCUCCACGCCAACCUCCUGGAGAUGGAAUUCGGGGCCGACGUCCGACAAAACGAAGGCAACACCAUGAGCUGCUUCGAGCGGGCGCUGCGCAGCCCCCUCCCCGACGAAGCCAAAGUCAUCUUCUCCCAGCGCCGCGUCGAGUUCCUCGAGGAUUUCGGCUCCAGCAUUCACAGCCUGCUGACGGCCUACGACGAGCACCAGAAGAUCCUCAAGCAGCACGCGGCGCGCAAGAGGGCCCCCGAGAACGGCUCGGACGAACCCGACGACAAACGCCUCCGCCCCGACGAAGCCUCGGGCCUUUUGGGUCCCCUCAACUUCCCCGCUUCGGGGGGGGACGUGGGCUCCAACCCCUCCGCCUACAACUACUGGUACCAGCACGGCUACGGCGCCUACAGCUACCAGACGCCGUGGAACUACAACCAGUACUACUCGCAGAGCUGAGCCGGGACCCCCGCGGCCCCCCAACUCCUCCCCUCGCCCCCUUUUCUAAACCCUCCCUUUAGUAAAAACACGUUUCUGUACAUUUUUUUGGGCCCCCCCCCCCUCCUGUUUUGGGGGUGGGGGGGAUGUAAAUAAAGAAGCGGCGCUGCAAGGA